CGUGUAAAAAAAUGGCUCCUACUUAAGAGUUCAAACCUUUAACACAUUUCUUAAGACCAUAAUACGUUUACUUGUCAUUGGCUAGUUUAGUGUUAAUUCACGUAUUAACACUAAUUACAGAGGUGCCUGCUGGUGUUUAAUUAGUUGUUUAAUCAUUGGCUUGUCUCUAUAUUGGAUCAAUGGCAACAUCUAAAAUAAAAUAUAACAAAUGUAUAAAUUUAAUUAAUGAAGAUAACAAGCUAGAAAAAGAGGAGAAAUAGUCAGAUGAAAAAAUGACCUAAAAAGAUGCAUUACAAUUUCCAAUAUAUUUAUCUGCCUAUUUAUUUGGACUUUAUCUAUUGUUAAAAUAUUUAGAUGAAGCAAUUCUCAAAACAGCCAUAACUUUAUUUUUCUCAGCAGUAGGAGUAAUGAAAUCCAAUAAAAUUAAAGGUCUUAUGUUUGAUGGGAAUUAUCGAAGAUGCCAUUGAAAGAUUAUUCCCAAUAGAAUAUUCUACUAAAAUCGUGAUAGAUAAAAAGAUUAACUUAAAUCUGAUAUUGACAAGCAAAGACAUAGAUAUAAAAUUAACUAAGUUAAAUUUUAUAUCAUUAUUUAUUUCAAUGAUUCCAUUGGGUGUAUAUUUAGGAUCAAAAAAUUGGAUUUGUAACAAUCUAUUUGGUAUAGCUUUUACUGUAUCAGGAAUAGCAAAUUUUACAGUAAUCCCAAAUUUCAAAGUAUUGUUUUAAUAUUAAUAAAGAUUGCUUAUCUAAUGCUUUGGGGACUCUUUUUCUAUGAUAUAUUUUGGGUAUAUGGAACAGAUGUUAUGGUAACAGUUGCCAAAUCUAUAGAUGCUCCAAUAAAAUUAUAAUUCCCAUUUACAGCAUUAAAUGACGAAGGAAAUCCAUUUACAAAAUAUAGUAUUCUAGGUUUAGGGGAUAUAGUUGUUCCUGGAAUAUUUGUUGGAAUGUGUCUUAAAUAUGAUGUAGAUAGACAAAUUGAAAAAGUAAAAAAGAUUUCAGAAAUUAAUGUCACCUAUUUCUUAUGGUGUUUUGUAGGUUAUGCUAUAGGUAUUGUAACUACCUUAGCUGUUAUGAUUUUAUCAGGCCAUGCUUAACCAGCAUUGUUAUUUUUAGUACCUGGAUGCACAUUAAGUGUUUUAAUUAAGGCAUAUCUUGAUAAAUCUCUUCUUCAAUUUUGGGCUUAUGAAGCAGAUCCAGAAAAGCCUGAUGCUUAGGUAACCAAUACAGAACCGAUUAAAAAUAAAUGAUAUAUUGUUUUUAAUAAAAAUAAUUUAUUU
Molecule: messenger RNA, 1274 nt
Organism: Paramecium sonneborni
Lineage: Eukaryota; Ciliophora; Oligohymenophorea; Peniculida; Parameciidae
Source: the annotation of a GenBank genome assembly